Enterobius vermicularis (human pinworm) is the source of this 426-nucleotide messenger RNA. The record is from the annotation of a GenBank genome assembly. Lineage: Eukaryota; Metazoa; Nematoda; Chromadorea; Rhabditida; Oxyuridae.
AUGCGAAUCACAGUAACAGCCGAUAGAGCCGGGACGCAAAUAAUUCCAGUGGAAGUUAAUGAACAAAUGGAGAUGGAAAAUUUCAUUGCUUUAUGUCAGCUUGAACUGCCACAAUAUGCUAAUGUUCCAGUGAACAACUUCCUUAUCUCACAUAAUGGACGUACGUUCGUCAUGACUUCGAGUAGUUUGAAAAAGACUUUUAAGGACCUAGGAAUACAUGAUAAUGACUUAGUUAUGGUGUCUACUGUAUCGUCUGGGAAUCCAAGUAGCUCAGGGAAUACUGGCGAAAGUGCUUCUUCUGCGAACGCUAAGUUGAUUGCUGAUUUAGUUAAUUCGAUAAAGGUUCCUUCAACAUCGUCUGCUAGCCCUUAUCCUGGCUUAAAAAAACAUGAAGUUGAUCAGCUAGUGUCUCAUGAAGAAGAUUAA